AUGCUAUUCAAACAGCAGGUGUGGCUGAGACAGAAGCUCCUGGUGCUCGGAAGCCUUGCGGUUGGGAGCCUCCUGUAUCUAGUUGCCAGAGUUGGGAGCUUGGAUAGGCUCCAGCCCAUUUGCCCUGUUGAAAGUCGAUUUGGUGGUGCCCACAACCAGGCUGAGUUCCCACUCCGAGCCCUGCAGUUUAAGAGAGGCUUACUGCAUGAGUUCCGGAAGGGCAACACUUCCAAGGAGCAGGUUCGUCUCCAUGACUUGGUCCAACAGCUCCCUAAAGCUAUUAUCAUUGGGGUGAGAAAAGGGGGCACAAGGGCCCUGCUAGAGAUGUUGAACCUUCAUCCCGCGGUGGUCAAAGCUUCCCAAGAGAUCCACUUCUUUGACAAUGAUGAGAAUUAUGCCAAGGGCAUUGAGUGGUACCGGAAAAAGAUGCCCUUUUCCUACCCUCAACAAAUCACAAUUGAAAAGAGCCCGGCAUAUUUCAUCACAGAAGAAGUUCCGGAAAGGAUUUACAAGAUGAACUCAUCCAUCAAGCUGUUGAUCAUAGUCAGGGAGCCAACCACAAGAGCGAUUUCUGAUUACACUCAGGUGCUAGAGGGGAAGGAGCGGAAGAACAAAACCUACUAUAAGUUUGAAAAGCUGGCUAUAGACCCUAAUACCUGUGAGGUGAACACGAAAUACAAGGCGGUUAGGACCAGCAUAUACACAAAACAUCUGGAGCGCUGGCUGAAGUACUUUCCCAUUGAACAGUUUCACAUCGUGGACGGGGACCGUCUCAUCACAGAACCUCUGCCAGAACUACAGCUGGUGGAGAAGUUCUUGAACCUUCCGCCGAGGAUAAGUCAGUACAAUUUAUAUUUCAAUGCUACCAGAGGGUUUUACUGUUUGCGAUUUAACAUUAUCUUUAAUAAGUGCCUGGCGGGCAGCAAGGGGCGCAUCCAUCCAGAGGUAGACCCCUCCGUCAUUACCAAAUUGCGCAAAUUCUUUCAUCCCUUUAAUCAAAAAUUUUACCAGAUCACUGGGAGGACAUUGAACUGGCCCUAA
Messenger RNA from Apodemus sylvaticus (European woodmouse), 1041 nucleotides. It is a transcript of the gene Hs3st5, whose product is annotated as heparan sulfate-glucosamine 3-sulfotransferase 5. The coding region runs from base 1 to 1041 and encodes 346 amino acids. The transcript has 2 exons. Gene Ontology annotation, molecular function: [heparan sulfate]-glucosamine 3-sulfotransferase activity. Lineage: Eukaryota; Metazoa; Chordata; Mammalia; Rodentia; Muridae. The record is from RefSeq and is a predicted model, not a curated record.